Molecule: messenger RNA, 3432 nt
Organism: Lycium barbarum (goji berry)
Lineage: Eukaryota; Viridiplantae; Streptophyta; Magnoliopsida; Solanales; Solanaceae
Exons: 3
Coding region: 2770-3297 (175 amino acids)
Source: RefSeq, a predicted model, not a curated record
CAAAUGGUGAGAGCAAGAGGAUGAAUGAAUCUACCUCUACCUUCUACCCUAAGCUAUCUUAUAUAAGCCAAAACAAGAUUUUUCAACCCUAACGUUCGGGUGAUGUGACAUGACUAUGGCAUAACGUGCUUCCCUGCUGUGGCACACUGAUCGAGGUCUGCAUAUGUGACCUAAGCUAGUGGGGGUGGAGGCCAGCUGUAUAGCACCUUCGACCUCUCCGAUCAUCUGGUCAUGCGGCCUAACCCCGAGAGUGUAUUUCUCCUAAUGCAGAUAGUCCCCCACUUCUCGGAACCUUCAUGGCAAGGGUCCGGGAAGUGGAAGAGUCCCGUUGUCUGCUCUUAUCUUAUCUUCGUAGCGGAGUCAUUUCUCAAUUUGUGUGCUCUUGACCUGAUGGUAUACAUUCUCUGCAUGCCUUCUCCCCUAAUUUAAUGCUUCGUCUCGCCCAUCAGAUGCCAUCACCCACGUGUCUCUUUCUCAUCCAAGAAACCUCCUAGGGUACCAGAUUCCGCCAUGAUGAAACGAUUCACUUCUAUCGAGGUGUGAUUGACACGCGUAAAGGGUUACUUGCUCUCCUCAUCCUGCCUAUUAGACUACGUUUCUUAUUUCAAAUUCCUCUUAUCACUUUUCAAAACAGAUCAGCCUUUGAUUUCUCUCUUCCUGCCUCAUAAAAGUUCUCUACUGCUCCGUUGUUCGCUCUCAAUCCUUCCAUAAAAAAACUUCUUCAGUGUCUUUACAAUCAGAAUCAAUUUCCAUUAUGUCUUCCGACUCUUCUGUCGCCAGAGUUGCCACCACACGGUCUCAAAAUACGGGCCAUAGCGACUCAGACGUCUCAAUCCACCAGGUUCCGAUUGGGGGUCGGCGAUUAUCCUUGAGCAAGUUGUCGAAGAAGAAGUCCCCAUCUUCGAGCUCUGAGGGUCAACAAGCAAAAAUGUUCAUUCCUAAAGAGUGGACCAGCGAGAGAGAGAUCUCGCUAAGAGUGCUACCUCCACUGCUCUAAACAGCGAUCGAGAAUGGCCGACGAGCAUGUUUCGCUCCUCCAUUUGUAACGACAGUCUGGGACAGGUCAAAGAGGAUUGCGGUUAGAAGGACAUCGAAGUGAUCAUUCCCGAUGAGAGGGAGAACAUUACUUCUUACAGGAUGGGGUAGUCAUUUGUUUACACCUAUCCCUUCUCGCUCAGAGUGAGCGGUAGGAUUGAUCCAGUGAUCCUGGAGUUCUGUAGGCGGUACACCAUAUGUUUGGCUCAGGUCGAGUUGGCGGUUUGGAGGACAGUGGCGUGCCUCCGGCACCUCUCUUCUCGGGUGGAAGAGGAUUUUACUCUUUCACACUUGAUCCAUAUUUACUCCCCAAAAAUCUUUAGGGCUUCACACUUGAUCCAUAUUUACUCCCCAAAAAUCUUUAGGGUCGAGAUUUUUCGAUUAGCCCGGUGCGGUCAGAACUCCUUGGUUGCCAGCACAGAUGAAAUCUCAGAUCAAGGAUGGAUGGAGAGAUACGCUAUCAUCCGUACCGUGGAUUUAGUCAAAUCGCCGGAGACCCCAAUACCCGAAGAUGGCAUGGAGGCCGGAUCCAAUGAGAGACUUAUCUAGGUGGGUUUAGAAGAUCCUAGACUCCUUUACCCCUUAAUUAGAAGUGGAAAAAUCACGGCCUGCCCAAGAGGUCUGCGGUCCGUCCGCUGGUGAACGUGUCCAAUGAUCUGGCCGUGGCGGUCCAGCAAAUUUGUCUAGCAGCAGCCAAACUAGGCCGGGAUUCGGGGAGGGUGUCUCCCGUCUGAUCGAAGAGGUCGUCCACCGGCCUCACUCCCUCAGCCAAGAGAAAUAAGCCGCAUACCCCCAUCAAAGUAACCGGGGUCCAAUCUUAGGAAUGAUGGCUACCUCUCAGGAGCCCAUUGAUCUGGAGGUCGACCCUUCUUAAUAUCUUACUUGUAGGGGAAAGGCCCCUUAGGAAAUUUCCACAGAGGCCUUUUUAAAAAAAUAAAGCUCGCUCAGAUGAUUGGUUCCUCCUGUCGUCCUCUAUUCAACAUGCCCAAUGUUGGAAAUAAAGCUCUGGGCCUGACGCCUGUUUUGUCCGUUCCUUCUUCAUGCCGGGCAACCCCUACUCCGGUUUCCAUGAGGCGAACUGUCCCCUCUAGGGGCCUGAACACUUCCAGGAGGUCGUAUGAUCCCCGGGAGGCUCACAAAAAAGGAUUAGUUAAUACUCUUCUGGCUUCCGUUCGCAACCCAUCGUCUAUCAGGCAGGGUACUUUAUCCGUUCCUUAAGAAUGCAAUCUCCUGUCUUUGUCGGUGGGAGUUGCUAGGUAAUUGAGGCCAAAUGCCUCAGAUAGAGACCGGGAAAAGACAAGUGUCGUGUCUGUGGAUUGUCUCCUCAAUGCCUGGGAUCGUCCGGCUGCCCAAACCCAACACUUGACGGCGGAGGGUCUCCAACGCAAACUCAUUGAGGAGAGGGAAAAAUGGGAAGAAUACCAUAAAUUACAAGAGCGUCUUCCUGCCUUGGAGGUAAAGCUGGUGUCCCCAGAGGAGCUGCAUGAGAAGCUGGCCAUAUCGGAGCAUGAUAGGAAGAUUCACAGUGAGGAGGCUGCUAAAUUCUAUUCUGAUCUCGCAGAGCUGCGGAAAAAGUAGGAGGCUCAUAAAGUACACUAUGCUACUGUUCUACAGAGAGAGACCGACCUAACUGAGAGGGACAUGGUUUUGGAAGCUGAGCUAGAGGCGUGCAGGAAAGAGAAGUCGGCCGCAGAAGAAGCCCGGGCUGCCUUUGAGGAGAGGUUUUAGGCCCAUAUGGCCCAGAAUAAGAAACAAGUUGAGGCCAAUCAGCGCCUUUCUGGUACCAACGCCUCCCUCCGGAGCAAGGUCGAGAAGAGUUGGUUGAGGUACUCUAAUAUUGAUGCCCGUAUGCAAGCUCUGAGGAAACAGUUUUCUCUGGAAAAAGCCCAUGCAAUGUACCGAGGCCGCAGGAUUGCUCUUGAAGAGGCUCUAGAUGGGAUAGUUGAUAUCAAUGCCUAUAUUGCUGCAGCAUUGACCGUGGAGGAAACAGCUGCCAAGACUUUGCUUGUCCAGCCUCCGAUCGAUGAUCGUGCCCCGUCAUCUGAAGGCGAGGGAUUGUCUUUGGAGGAAGGAGGUGAAGAGGAGGUCCCUGGGGGAGCUGAGGAGCAAGUCCCUGCGAAUGGUGAGGAAAACAGACCUCAGAAAGCUAUUGUCGAAGAAAUCCCUUCGGGGACUGCUGCCAUCCCUCCAGAAUACAGAGGUCAUGAUGCCCCUCCCAUGGUUGAUGGAUUCGGGCCUCCAAUCAGUAUUGCUGACUCCUGAAUUUGUUCUGUUUUUAAUGUCAGGCUUUUCUAGUUGGAUCCUUUUUUAUGGCUUUCUGAACAUAUUAAUAACGGUUUUGUCCCUUUUUGGGUGGUGCCCUCAUUUUUUGUCCAAGUAAAGUAACUUUGCUAUUUG